Molecule: messenger RNA, 779 nt
Organism: Aspergillus ibericus CBS 121593
Lineage: Eukaryota; Fungi; Ascomycota; Eurotiomycetes; Eurotiales; Aspergillaceae
Exons: 3
Coding region: 63-686 (207 amino acids)
Source: RefSeq, a predicted model, not a curated record
AAUACUCUCUCUCUUCUUCCAGUCCCAGUAACCAUCAAUAUCCUCACACAAGAUACUUCAAAAUGGAAGACCCAGCCACCGAAAUCUCCACCAUCAUCCACCACCUCACCCAAUCCCCGCCAGAUGACCAACAACGCACGAUCCAGAAAUACUUCACCCCCAGUGCAGCUUUCGUCCACCCGUUCUGCCGCGUCUACCCGUACCCGGGGAGUCGCUGGCUCAUUGAGAGAAUCUACCAAUGGUAUAAAAUCAUGUCGCCGCGGAUAGAUCUGGAGGUGCAUUCCGUGGCAUACGACAAACCCAACCAAAAACUCUACCUCCAAAUCACCCAACUCUUCUCCAUCUGGGCAAUCCCCUUCCACCACGCCAACGUCGCCCUGACCACGGUCCUCGAUCUCACCACAGACAGCGAAGAUAACCGCACCCCUACCACCGGCCAAGGCAAACGAUACUACAUCAAGCGGCAGGAGGACUUUUACCAAACGUCUGAGUUUGUCAAGUUUGUGGCGCCGUGGGGGGGCGGGUUGGUGGUGGUGCUGUGGCAGUUGUUGGCGACGGUGUUUUGUGUACUUGGGGUGGUGGUGUUUUGGCCGGUUUUGUGGUUGGAGGAGAGGAGGGUUGUGGGGAAUGGGAGUGAGAGGGGGAGGGUAAAUGGGGGGAAGAAGGGGGGGUGGAUUGGGUUGUAAACUUUGAUACGCUUGGGUUUGGAUGUAUAAAUGGGGUAGGGGAUGUGUAUAGAAUGGUUUCGAUCGUGGGAGGGUGUCAAACCUGCUGGAGUG